Phoenix dactylifera (date palm) is the source of this 1374-nucleotide messenger RNA. NCBI's taxonomy places the organism in Eukaryota, Viridiplantae, Streptophyta, Magnoliopsida, Arecales, Arecaceae. The record is from RefSeq and is a predicted model, not a curated record.
AAUCCCUUCCACGAAAAACCCCUCUUCCCUUCUUAUCUCUUUUCCAAACCCCCCAAACCCCGUUUUCCCAUUUUCUCGUCUUCUCAGAACAGAGACCCAAAAAGGCGUCGCCUUUGAGCGUCGAGAUGUGUGGUGGUGCGAUCAUCUCUGACUUCAUUCCGCUGCCGGCGGCCUCCCGCCGGCUCACCGCCGACUCCCUCUGGCCAAAUUUCAAGAAGGGCGGCGGCGGUGGUGGAAAGAAGAAAGGCCGGAAGCAGGAGGUGGUGGAGUUCGACGACGAUUUCGAGGCCGACUUCGAGGACUUCAAGGACGAGUCCGAGGAGGAGGAGGAGGAGGAGAUCGACGUCAAGCCCUCCGCCUUCGUCUCCAAGGCCCCCUUCUCUGGAGAGGGUUCAACCACUCUAAAAUCAGUAGAAUUCAAUGGGUGUGCAUUUAGAUCAGCAAAAAGGAAGAGAAAGAAUCAAUACAGAGGAAUCCGCCAGCGUCCGUGGGGCAAGUGGGCAGCUGAAAUCAGAGAUCCCCGCAAAGGGGUUCGUGUCUGGCUUGGAACAUUCAACACUGCUGAAGAAGCUGCAAGAGCUUAUGAUGUUGAAGCUCGUCGUAUCCGGGGCAAGAAAGCUAAAGUGAACUUCCCUGAAGCACCUGCGAGUGCCCAAAAACGCAACCAGAAACCAACUUUGCAAGCACCAAAACCAGCAUUGUCAGAGGAGCAGAAGUUUAAUCAGUCCAAGUACCUGAAUGACCCAGAUUAUGAUUUCUAUACUAUGGGUCACAGGGAAGUGAAGGAGCUUGCAAAGCCCGAGUACAUGAAUUCCCUUCCCUUGCUAGAAUCUUCUCCACCUUCCGGGGGCACUGGGUUUUUAAAUUUUCUCUCUGAUCAGGGAAGCAACUCUAUUGAUUGUUUAGAUUUCGGAUGGGAACAUGAAACCAAGAAUCCGGAGAUCACAUCAGUUCUUGCUCCUACGAUAACUGAGGGUGAUGAAUCCAGAUUCCUGGAGCAUGGUAGCCCCCAGAAGAACCUGAAAAGCCAAUCUGGUGAGGCAGUACCAGCAGAGGAAAACUCUGCAUUGAAACUUUCUGAGGAGCUAUCUGCCUAUGAAUCAUAUAUGAAGUUCCUGCAGAUCCCUUAUCUUGAGGGGAGCGCAUAUGAGUCAAUUGACAGCCUCUUCAGCUGUGAAGUGGCUCAGGAUGGUCUGAACCCUCUGAAUCUUUGGAGUUUUGAUGACCUGCCCACAGAGAGCAGCAUUUACUGAGGGAUAAUGGUUUUCUGUGAAUAAUGAUAAGGAAUUGUUGUCAUUGGAGGAUCUGGAGGACCAGAAAUGUUUGCCGGCUGCAAUCAAUUGAAUUGAAUUAUGGUUUACAAAAGUACCUGAU